Messenger RNA from Scatophagus argus, 2448 nucleotides. RefSeq names its product ras-related C3 botulinum toxin substrate 1-like. Gene Ontology annotation, molecular function: protein kinase binding; GTP binding; GTPase activity. Gene Ontology annotation, cellular component: cell projection; cytoplasmic vesicle; cell cortex. The coding region runs from base 352 to 930 and encodes 192 amino acids. The record is from RefSeq and is a predicted model, not a curated record. Gene Ontology annotation, biological process: actin filament organization; cortical cytoskeleton organization; small GTPase-mediated signal transduction. NCBI's taxonomy places the organism in Eukaryota, Metazoa, Chordata, Actinopteri, Scatophagidae. The transcript is spliced from 6 exons.
UCAUCAACCAGUGCACCGGAUGCACCAUCUGGUGGUGGUGGCUAACUUCUUUUUUUUUCUCAGGGGUGGUGGCCGCUGUUUGGCUUCAUAGUUUCCAGAUCAGCCCACGAAAGCAUGGGAAUGUUGCGAGGGAAUUUCUGAGUUAACUUCUGUUAAAGUGCUAGAUAACUUCCCUUAAGUUUCUCAAAAGCUGUUCCACAUACCAGGAGCUUCGUUGUACCAACAAAGACUGUUAGCGAAACGCUGUUGGGGCAUUUCACCAGCGAGCAAUUCCGGACAAAGGAAAAGAGACUUGUGAGCUAACGUUAGCUGGCUCACGGGCUAACUUAGCAUUCCUCUAGCUGCAGCGCAAUGCAGGCCAUAAAGUGUGUCGUUGUCGGAGACGGAGCUGUGGGUAAGACCUGCCUGCUCAUCAGCUACACCACCAAUGCCUUUCCUGGAGAGUACAUCCCCACAGUCUUUGACAAUUACUCCGCCAAUGUUAUGGUGGACGGGAAGCCAGUGAACCUGGGCCUUUGGGAUACAGCAGGACAAGAGGACUAUGACAGACUCCGCCCACUCUCAUACCCACAGACGGAUGUGUUUCUCAUCUGCUUUUCACUUGUGAGUCCUGCCUCGUUUGAAAACGUCCGUGCCAAGUGGUACCCUGAGGUCAGACACCAUUGUCCCAACACUCCCAUCAUCCUGGUGGGUACCAAGCUGGAUCUGAGAGAUGACAAGGACACCAUAGAGAAACUGAAGGAGAAGAAACUCUCCCCAAUCACAUAUCCCCAAGGACUGGCGAUGGCCAAAGAGAUUGGUUCCGUAAAGUACCUGGAGUGCUCAGCCCUGACUCAGCGUGGCCUUAAAACUGUGUUUGAUGAGGCCAUUCGGGCCGUCCUCUGCCCUCCACCCGUCAAGAAGAAGGGGAAGAAGUGCUCUCUCCUCUAAGACUUCCUCCACUGGAACGGUUACCGGGGAACAUGACCGCUAGUGGUGAGGGUUUCUUGAGAUAACAGGAGAAACACACCAGUAUACACGCAAAAACAAUGUACUUCAGAUUCUUUCCUUCCAUAUGUGUAGCUACAGCAGUUAUACCAACCAUUUCCAUGAAAGAUUUGACUUAGGGGUCAGAUUUAGGAGAGGGGGUUGGAGGAUUAUAGACCUUAGUUCUUUCCCAACAUUGUAUACUGUAUAGACAAGUGAAAUGAAAAUCUUGAGGCCUUCUGAAAUGGAUUGGAUGUUUUGUAAAAUGGACCGUGGAAUGUUUUCAAUUUGUUCUUCCACUGGUUGUACACUUUUUUUUUUUUUUGUUUACAGUUUUCAUUGUUCAUUUUGAGUGGAUGAAAAUGUUGCCAAAUGCAUUUUGCAAACGUGCUGUAUUUUAGCAGAAAGGCAAACUUUUGUUCUCCUGUCUCAAACCUUUGACAAUACAACUGACAGUUUUCUGUGUGUUUGGCCUCAUGACCAAUGGCAUUUUAUCAAAUUUCAGUUUCACUUCGUGAGGACAGUCAUGUGUCAUUGCACUGUCAAUGAGGAACUUGAAGUAACCAUCUGUGAAGUUCUUUUUGCCUGAACUAGUGUUCAUUCCUAGCACGAUUCAUGUUAAUCCCUUCUCAUGGACAGAAUGGCAACCCGAGACCUAUUGGGAAUAUAGACCGAGAACAGAUCUUCUGACACCAUCAGUGCUAUUACACUAUUAACCAUUGAAAUGAUCCAGUAUUUUAUGUGGUUGGCUCAAAUUGAACCUGUCAGGUUUAUGGUAUUUUUCUUUCCUCUGCAAUAUUCCCCCUAGAAGCGUCUCAACUGUGUAGCUGCCCAGAAGUGCAAAAGUUCAAACAUUUUUGUUAGAUAUUGGAUUAGAAAUGUUUAGGUGUAUUGGUGGUGGGGAACAAGAGCACCUUUAAUGCUCUGUGGGCAUUUAUCAGAAACCUUUUGUGCAGCACAUUUUGAUUUUAAUAGCAUCACUACUGGCUAAGCAAUGUCACUAAGAGCAUUAAUGUCUGCUAAUAACAGUAACAAAGCUACUGUCGGUUAUGGUGUAGUAUAAAGUGUACUCAUCUUUUUUUGUUAUAAUCAUGUGAUUUGACUAUUUUGUAUCUUUCUUCACAGAAGUUACACUUCACUCACUGUAUUGUUUAACUAACACUAUGAAUAUCCUUUGUUUAUUACCUCUGCAGUUAACGCUACCUUAAUCUCCCUACAAGCCUAGCUUUUUGUAAUUAAUGCAGACAGCAUGUAUGUGCAACAUAUACUGAAAACUAAGAUUAGAAUUGCUACAGUUAUAUUUUUGCCUAUUUACAAAAUGUAUUUGAACUACUAGAUCAGGGGUUAAGUACAUGUUGCUCAUCUGUAUUGUAUUCAGACAUCAAGCUGUGCUUUAAUUCAAGCCAAUGUUGUGACUCUUAAGUUUUAUGGAUAAAAGCUAUUGUCACUUUUUGAAAAGCCAAUAAAUUCAAGUAAAACAGA